AAUUGAGAGCUUUCAACUGACGAUCAAGUUUACACGCAAUGGACGUUCAAAUAUUAUCGCCAGAGGCACCUUCCAAAUCUAAUAGCCACAAGAAUCAAAAUGCCAUGGAUGUCGAUGGUGGUGAUGUCCAACUCGUCAUGCCAGGCGAAACCAUCACAAGUGAUCUUCAGUUCAUGAGAGGUCACGGAACGUAUCUUGAUUCAGAAAGUACCGUCAUAUCGUCAGUAGCGGGAGUCGUGGAGCGCGUGAACAAGUUAAUAUCAGUCAGAGCAUUGAAGGCACGGUACACGGGAGAAAUUGGUGAUAUCGUGGUUGGCCGGAUCACUGAGGUUGCACCAAAACGAUGGAAGGUGAAUGUCAACGGACGACAAGAUGCCAUUCUCAUGCUGAGUGCUAUUUCUUUACCCGGAGGCAUUCAGAGACGAAAAAACGAAGAAGAUGAAUUGCAGAUGCGUAAAUUUUUCGCCGAGGGUGAUAUGGUGGCCGCUGAAGUGCAGGCUUUCUUUGUUGACGGAGCGAUUGGGCUUCAUACGCGAGGUCAUCAAUUCAGCAAGCUUAGAAAUGGCUCCCUCGUUGUUGUUCCAUCUGCCCUAGUGCAGCGCUGCAAGUCACAUUUUCAUCUUCUUCCUUGCGGCGUACAUCUAGUGCUCGGUUUGAAUGGAUACAUAUGGGUUAGCAAGCCCGUCAUUGGUAAUCCAGAAUCUACUGAUGAAGCAGACAUCGAGCGAACAUACUCCAACAAAAACGAUAUAAUUGACGAUGCUGAGCGAGAGAGUAUUGCAAGAGUGUGUAAUUGUUUGAGGGCGUUGGCCAGGAAAUUCAUGCAUAUCAACGACACAAUAAUUAUUUAUACUUACGAAGCAUCACUCAAAUAUCCUGUCAAGGAUCUACUGAAGAAGGAUGUUGUAGAUUCAAUUACCUCUGAAGCAUCACACAAGUUGACCAUGGAAUAAAUCAGUAUUCUAAUAAAAUGUGCCAAAAUUGUACAUA
Molecule: messenger RNA, 990 nt
Organism: Umbelopsis ramanniana AG
Lineage: Eukaryota; Fungi; Mucoromycota; Umbelopsidomycetes; Umbelopsidales; Umbelopsidaceae
Exons: 7
Coding region: 39-953 (304 amino acids)
Biological process (GO): U4 snRNA 3'-end processing; poly(A)-dependent snoRNA 3'-end processing; CUT catabolic process
Cellular component (GO): cytoplasmic exosome (RNase complex); nuclear exosome (RNase complex)
Molecular function (GO): RNA binding
Source: RefSeq, a predicted model, not a curated record